Messenger RNA from Calidris pugnax (ruff), 4739 nucleotides. It is a transcript of the gene BAG5, whose product is annotated as BCL2 associated athanogene 5. Gene Ontology annotation, cellular component: membrane; cytoplasm; cytosol. Bases 145 to 1497 code for a protein of 450 amino acids. The record is from RefSeq and is a predicted model, not a curated record. The transcript is spliced from 2 exons. Gene Ontology annotation, molecular function: adenyl-nucleotide exchange factor activity; protein-folding chaperone binding. Lineage: Eukaryota; Metazoa; Chordata; Aves; Charadriiformes; Scolopacidae. Gene Ontology annotation, biological process: regulation of inclusion body assembly; protein stabilization; negative regulation of protein ubiquitination.
CGCCGUUCCCGCCUCCGCCGCGGGGCGGGGCCGGGGCUCCUGCCGUUCGCUGCCGCUCGGCCCGUGGCGCAGCGCCGGGGCCGGGCAGCGGGUCCCUGGGCCGGGACGGCCGGCGGUUCAUUGGAAAGUGGAGGAAAGAAGAGAAUGGAUAUGGGUAACCAACACCCAUCCAUAAAACGGUUGCAUGAAAUACAGAAAGAAGUCAAAGAGAUUGAACAGCAGGUGGUUGUCUUCAGUGGUCUGUCUACCGAUAAAGAUUACAAAAAAUUAGAAAGGAGUCUGACGAAACAGCUUUUUGAAAUAGAUUCUGUAGACACUGAAGGAAAGGGGGAUAUUCAGCAAGCCAGAAAGCGAGCGGCUCAGGAAACAGAGAGGCUGCUGAAGGAGCUGGAACAAAAUGCAAACCAUCCGCGCAGACUGGAAAUAGAGGCUAUAUUCAAGGAGGCACAGUCCCUUGUGGAACGUGAGAUCACACCUUUUUACAAAGGUGGUAACUCUAUAAGUGACGAAUUUGAAGAAGGGAUCCAGGACAUCGUGUUGAGGCUUACCCAGGUGAAAACGGGAGGGAAGGUUUCUUUACGCAAGGCGAGAUACCGCACUCUGACCAAAGUCUGUGCUGUUCAGGAGAUUAUAGAGAGCUGUGUAAAGCAGCAGCUGUCCCUGCCACUCUCUAACGAUGCACAUCCUUCUGUCUCCAAAAUUAACUCUGUGAUGUGCGAGGUGAACAAAGCCAGGGGAACUCUUAUUUCCCUUCUAAUGGGAGUGAGUAGUAAUGACACCUGCAGGCACCUCUCCUGUGUGCUGACAGGCCUCAUUGCUGAUUUGGAUGCGUUAGAUGUCUGUGGUCGCACGGAAAUAAGAAAUUACAGAAAAGAAGUAGUGGAAGAGAUCAAUAAGUUGCAGAAAUACCUGGACUUGGAAGAAGAAGGAAAUUCCACUCACGCUUAUGACUUGGCACAGAAUCAGUCCAUUCUAAAAAUAGAAGAGAUCCGUAAGAAAAUGAAGGAAGUUAAUGCUUUACUUUUAAAAACAGAGAAUGCUUCUGAUUUGUAUUUGGGAUCCAAAGCAGAAUUGCAGGGGUUAAUUGCCCGCUUGGAUGAGGUGAGCCCAGGAAAAAAUCCCUGCAUCAGAGAAGCCAGGAGAAGAGCUGUAAUAGAAGUUCAGACUCUUAUAACGUACAUUGAUUUGAAGGAAGCACUUGAGAAAAGGCAAAUGUAUCCCGAGCAAACUGCUGCCGAACACCAGUCCUAUAAAGCAGUUUGGAACGUCCUUGGAAACUUGUCUCAAAUUCAGCAGGAGGUGAUUUCAUUUGAUGGAAACAGAACGGAUAAGAAUUACAUGAGACUGGAAGAACUUCUUACGAAACAACUUCUAGCGCUCGAUGCCGUUGAUCCACAAGGUGACGAGCGGUGUAAGGCUGCCAGGAAGCAAGCAGUAAAGCUCGCCCAGAAUAUUCUUUACUACCUGGACAUGAAAACAGAUGAAUGGGAAUACUGAAAACAGCCAUGAUCUAACAUAGAGGAACGUUUUUUUUAACUUUGGCACUUUAUGCAGAUCAUUGGCAGCACAAAAUAAAAGUGGUGUGUUCUGUGCUUGCUUAAAUCACGGAGAUUGCAUAAGCAGUUGACUUGGCUAUAUGUCUGCUAUCCCACGCAGUCACCCACUUGCCAUGGCAACUGUCAGUACACCAUCAGCAAUUCUGGUCUUUGCUAUAAGCAAAGAAGUGCAUUUCUCUGAAGGAAUAGCUUAAUACUUGAUCAAAUGGCUUCUUUGUUUUUUGUUGUUGUUUUUUUUUUUUCUUUCCUUGUUUUUGUUUUAAUAACCUUGUGCAAUGUUCAGUGAAUGCAGAUUUUUCAAAGUUGCAGAAACUUCCUUAUGUUAUAGUACUGGAAAAACUACUUAAAAGAAGACUGGACAUGAAAAUUAGUACUCCAUCCAGCAACUUCACAGCAGUCUGGAUGUGCUCAUUAAGAGCUGUCACAACAAAAAGUAUCAAGUGCAAAAAAAACUGUUGGCUUUGGGUUGUGCUUGAUUUAUUGCAUCCAUCACACCUUCCUGGGUGUUCAGAUUUUACUCUAAUGCCCAACUACAAAUUAGCAUUUACAGAGGCAAGCCAAUUACGUCUAUUUUUUGUGAUACCUGAGCCUUCCGAUUUGCAAAAACAGGUCUUCUCUUGGUGGAAACUCUUUCAAAUUAAUGCUUUAAGGUACUGAGACUUCGAGAGGAACAUCUGUAUAUGGACCAGCUAAAUGGGAUUUUGAGGAUUUCACACUGCCAUCCAUAAACCCCUGAAAACUGCACUGGACUUCUAUUUCGUGGUUGCUUUGCUGUCUUUUUCAACUCUGCUGUUGCGUCUGGUUUUGACCUGUUGUUUCACAUUCCGUGAAAAGAGAAAGAGAAUUCGCUUUGAAGCGAAGGAGCAUUUUGGAAUUAUUUUCUGCAAAAUUUGGUAGCUGGCUAUAAAGAUGGCCCUGAUGAUGUAAAUGCGUGUUAUAUAUUUCAUACUGGUCAGGUGUGGCUUCAAGCAUGACUUGGAAAAAAGACUUGUGGCAAAUGUCUCUCGUUGCAACUCAUCGCUUAAUUGUUUUAGUAACUUCGUAAAUAACCUUGCUUGUACUAUUGUAUGCACCUACCUUUUUAUUUGUGGCUGCUAGUGCCAAUCACAUUUCUACUAUAGCAUGUAUUUUGGCAUUUUUUUGAGAGCAUGGCAUUAGAAUGAAUGAAUUGUAAAGAUAUAUUUAAUUACGGAUUCUUUGCACUUAGCUCUUUCGUGUUAAAUUAAUGAGUUAUUGUUCUGUAGAUGAUGAUUUGCACCACUUUAAGGAGUAAAAACCAUUUCGGAUGUUAAAAUAAAUAUUUUUAGAUCUAUUUUUGACUGAUUAGAGAAGACAAUACUGUCUGUGAGAGACAAGUGCCUUUAUGACAUCACUAUCUUGCACCAUCAUAUAUAGAUACAGGAACUGUUUACCAGCAGCUUGAUAUAUUUGUAAUCUUUGCAAACUGGAUUUGUCACAUAUAUAUAAUUCUACUAUAAUGUGUGUCGAAUUAACAUAAUACGAUAGGUGACAAUUGUUCUAUAGAGUCCUGAGGAUGAGUAUGCAUUGAUGUGGAGAUGGGGAACUUUGGAUGGGCCUUCUGUGCCUAUUGCUACAAGGAGAAAAUAUUUUUGCUCCCUCCUUAAUAUGCUUUGAGAUGUUGAUGAAAGGCUGUGUAACUUCAGAGGGCAAAUAUGUUCUGUUUGCGAUUGUACAGGUGAUUGCUUUGCAAAUUUGCUUGCCAAAAACAACCUAUUUUUUUUUCAAUUGAGUACAGUGCCUAAGGCACAAUUUGGCAAUGACGGAAUGUUUGUUGGAGGAUUCUCUCUGCACCUUCAGAGAUACAACCCCAUUGAAUUGAUCUCUCCUUACCUCAAAAAGCCCACAUUUCCCCUAGUUAAAAUUCCAAUCUAUAUUUUAUUAUAUUUUCCAAUCUAUAUAUUAUGUGGCUAACGCAGAAUUUUAAUAAUGUUACACACCUGAAUUAUUUUACUCAUUUCAAGCUUUCUAUGUGUUUGAACUACAACUUCUGAUUUGCACUUACAUUUUUAGGAAAUAUAAAAAUUGAUAGCGUAAUGACAUUCACUUUGCUUUAGUAUUACUGUCAGGUCUGCAGUUGUUACUUGUGGUUUGUUUAACAAUUUAGUGUCUGUGUUCUUUAUCAAUGAUUGAACCUCUCAUGUAAAAAUGAGCAAGUAUAGUUUUCAGAACUGCUCUAUUUUAAAUUUUAAUGUCUUUUAGCUUUUCUGAAUAAAUUAUUACACCUACUCCUCUAAGGAGGCAAAUGUGUAAGGUUAGUGUAAUUUUGACUAACUGAGUAGAGCUCAGUAGCAAGAUAUUAAGUGGAUUAAGCUUUUUCCCAGUGUUCUGUAAUCUAAUAAAUGGACUAUUUAAAUUUGAUGGUUAAGUCCUUACCUGGAAUGAGAUUAAUUCACAGGUUUUUUUGCAUGAAUUAAAGUAAUAACUAAAUAUGCUUAAACAAAAAAAUAAUGCACAAACUUCUCAAGAUCUUGCUUUUGUGAUGAAGAAUGUAAUUUCUUUGGGUUUUAUAGCCAAAGAUUGAGGGGGACACAACUUUUCUUUCCAACACGGCAGGCUGAAACAAUCAGCAAAGUGUCAAUGGACCAAAUUGCAGCAGCCUGUGUUUCAGUAUGAUAUUGAAAUGAUUGGAUAAUUGGGGGAGAGGUGAUUCUACGUCUUUAUUCCUUUUUGUUAAUUGUAUUUCUUUUCAAAAUAGCUUUCUUGAGUUAUUGCAGUGUUGAUUUUUGUUGUUUGCCACUCAAAGUGGUUUUUCUAUGUUACCAGUUUGGAGGAGAUUUUUGUUAAGUAUGAUUCCUACUUUUUCAAUUUAACAGAAAUUAGUGUACGUGCUCCUUAUGGUGUAUAUGUCUUGAUUUAUUGCUGUGUGGGGUACAGCAUUUGUAUAUACAAAAUCAAGAUUAAAUAUUGCAGUGUUAUAUUCUUGAUUAUUAAUAAAAAUACAUUGCUGCGUUUUACUAGGUAUUCAUUUGAAUGUUAUGCCCUGCUGCCUUUCUCUAUUUAUUUUUGAAUGUGAGUUAUCAGAAUGUAAAUGAUUUUUGUCUUAGAGAAAGUGUUUUUAUUAAACAUUAGACAUAAAGCUCUCUUGUUUUUCCCCCUCCUUUAAAAGUUGGCUUUUUUCACUGCUGUAUUUAUGACAAUAAAGUUCUUUGCGUGGAAACCAUU